Leptonychotes weddellii (Weddell seal) is the source of this 1730-nucleotide messenger RNA. The record is from RefSeq and is a predicted model, not a curated record. Lineage: Eukaryota; Metazoa; Chordata; Mammalia; Carnivora; Phocidae.
GGACAAAAAAAAAAAAAAAACUAGACCAGAUAUAAAAACAGAGGAGCUGGGGAGUGGAGCCACCAUCAGGGACAGACUUCCUCUCAGUGACUGUGGGGAAGACGGUACCAUCUCCUGCCAAGAUGAAGCUGCUGUUUCUGUGUCUGGCGCUGAUUCUAGUCUGUGCCCACGAAGAAGGAAAUGAUGUUGUGAGAAGAAACUUUGAUGUUUCGAAGAUUUCAGGAUAUUGGUAUUCCAUUUUCAGGGAAAGGAUAGAAGAAAAUGGUAGCAUGAGGGGUUUUGUGAAACACAUUGAAGUCCUGAGCAACUCUUCUCUGUUCUUUAACAUGCAUAUAAAAGUGGAUGGAAAGUGUACUGAAAUUACUCUGCUUUCUGACAAAACAGAGAAGGAUGGUGAAUAUAGUGUUGUGUAUGAUGGAUACAAUUUAUUUAGCAUAGUUGAAACAGACUACACUGACUAUAUUAUGUUUCAUCUUGUGAAUUUCAACGAGGAGCAGCCCUUCCAACUGAUGGAGCUCUAUGCCCGAGAAUCAGACGUGAGUGAAGAAGUCAAGAAAAGGUUUGUGAAAUAUUGCCAGAGACAUGGAAUUGUUAAGGAAAAUAUAUUUGACCUGACCGAAGUUGGGGCCCUUAACCCCUUCUUUGCCAGCAGGCUUGCGACCUUUUACGGCACAGCCUUACGUCCUACUUAUGUCCUCCGAAGACUAGACUGCCACUUCACAGCCACUGCUUCUAACUGCUUCACUCUGGGGUAAAGAAGCCAUGACCCUCACUGGGAUUCUGCUUUCUCACGAGCUCCCAGAGACGCCAAUGCUGUGCCACCCGGGGAGAAGGGUGACACAGGUGAAGUGAAACUAUUCAUUUAACUUUCUUCAGUGCUUCUAGGCUCGGAUUAUUUUGUUCCACCUGGGUGCUGGAACCUCCCAGUUGUACCUCCCAACUCACACAGAGGGAUCCUUGCCCGCGAGUGGUCGCUAAAAUAGGUGUUUCUGUUAGAGGAUGAGGGCUUACACCACCUCUUCCACCAUCUUGCUGGUGUCAACCCAGGUUAUUUCACCGAAAAGACGCACAGAGAGAAAGACGUUGAGUUCUCAAGCCUAUUGAAACAUUUUCUAGAAUAUCUAAUGGAAUCAGGGAUCAUAUGAAAGAUGACGGAAUCAGCCACCACGAGGAGCUACGUUACUGCUUCUUGGUACACUUUGUUCAGGAACUGGAGGGCCAAGCUCACAGCCAAUCCCACCAUGGGAUUCUCCGCCAUGAUAAUUUAAAUUCUAAGGUUUUUUUUUUUAUUAGUUUCUUAUCACCCUACUCUCACCUCACUGCCCAUCAACACAGUCUUAGGGUCUGAAAACAAAUUGAGUUAAGGAAGGGAAAUAAAUUUGCUGCAAAAAGCACCACUGAGCAAUAUUUCAAAUGCAGACAAGUACGAAUUAGGAUUACUCAGUAGAUCAUAUAUGCCAUGCUUCCUUCCAGGGGUUAAAAAUAUAUGCGAGGAAACUCUGCUUGUGUAUCAAAAUACAGUGAGGAAACUCUAUUUUGGCAUCCAGCUGGGCAGGAGACAUGGGUCCUGGAUUUAUUUUCUGUUUUGCUGUAAGAAAUCACCACAGCACAAGUUUUGAAGGUCAGAAGAUUGACACAGGGCUCACUGGGCCAAAACGAAGUGAGCCCCAAGAUCAUCUUUUAGGUCUUUUUUUUUAAAGAUUUUAUUUAUUUAUUUGACAGAGACAGAG